Daphnia carinata is the source of this 3576-nucleotide messenger RNA. RefSeq names its product bumetanide-sensitive sodium-(potassium)-chloride cotransporter-like. The transcript is spliced from 23 exons. The coding region runs from base 185 to 3547 and encodes 1120 amino acids. Gene Ontology annotation, biological process: potassium ion import across plasma membrane; sodium ion homeostasis; chloride ion homeostasis. Gene Ontology annotation, cellular component: membrane. Lineage: Eukaryota; Metazoa; Arthropoda; Branchiopoda; Diplostraca; Daphniidae. Gene Ontology annotation, molecular function: sodium:potassium:chloride symporter activity. The record is from RefSeq and is a predicted model, not a curated record.
UUAGGAACGAUCACUUGUCCGACGGAUGACAAAAAUGCAGACGAAAUUCGGCAGCGUGUGAAAAUACCCACAAACAAAACGAAAUUUUGGAGCAAUUUCGCUAGCUACUACAAUCCAUUUGUUUUUCUUUUAAUCUACUGGCAUUUGAUUUUGUUCAACCAUUGUAGCAGACCAAAGGAACACAAUGGAUAAUCCAGCAUUCGAAAACUCAACAGAGAGUGACGGAUCGACUAAGGCAAAUGCGAACACAACGCUUGAUGUGCCUAGCACACCAACUAAUGCUGCUCGGGUUCGGAAGUUAACUCCUAAAAUUAAUGUGAUACAUUAUCAAAAGAGCCAAACAGAUCUUUUACCAACAUUACAUGAAAUACCAACCGCAACCGAAAACGAACAGGAACAAAGGCCAUUGGGGCACAACAACGGAAUCAACCCCGAACAUGCUGGAACAUCUGCUUUCAUUCAAAAAGGAAUAGCUUCGGCUGCUUCGUUUCGCAAAUUGGUGCGAAAUAUGAGUCGCGAUGUCAUGCCCAGUAUUGACAACUAUCGUUUGUCGUAUCAAAGACAAACAUCAGCCCGACCGAGCUUACACGAGCUAUGUAAUCCUGAAGCUGCAGUUGUCAACGAAGAAGUGCUACUGGAUGAUUUGAACGAUACACCAACGGUAGAGGGUCCAAAAAAAAUUGAAGCUGUAGAAGAAGCCGUGGUAGAGAAGGUCAAAUUCGGUUGGAUAGAAGGCGUUUUGAUCCGCAAUAUGAUGAGUAUCUGGGGGGUGAUGCUUUUUCUGAGACUGUCAUGGGUGGUAGCCCAAGCAGGAAUAGCUGAAACCUUGGUGAUUAUCGCUAUUUCUACUUUUAUUACCUUGGUAACUGCCUUAUCCAUGUCUGCCAUCUCAACCAACGGAGAAAUCGGUGGAGGUGGUACCUACUUCGUGAUGUCGAGAGUGUUGGGUCCGGAAUUAGGCGGUUCAAUCGGCAUCAUCUUUACCAUCGCCAACGCAAUGGACUGCGCCCUCAAUAUAGUUGGUUUUGCUCAGACCGUUCUGGACAUGAUGAAAGAAUACGGUGGGUACAUCAUCUUCGAUGGAGCCCUCAACGACAUCCGCGUCGUCGGCACCCUGACAACAAUAUUUACAUGUGCAGUUUGCGGCCUUGGACCCUACUAUGAAACAAAAAUGAAGAACAUUAUGAUCGUUAUCAUGAUGGUUUCCUUAACAAACUUUGUUGUCGGCAGCAUCAGAGGUCCCGAGAACGAACUAGAAGAAGCAAAAGGAUUCAUUGGUUACAGUGUCGAUACACUUAACGAAAAUUGGAAAUCUGCCUACUUCGUCACAGACGGUCAGAUGCAGAAUUUUAUUUCCGUCUUUUCGGUUUACUUCCCAGCAAGUAUCGGCAUUCUUGCUGGAGCAAACGUGUCCGGUGACUUAAAGAACCCGAAUUCAGCUAUUCCUAAAGGAACGAUUUUAGCCAUCAUACUUUGCAGUGUUGUGUACGCUGGAGUAGCCAUAAUUUGCGGUGCAACAAUGGUGCGACAAGCUACUGGGAGUGUCAUUGAUUUGGCCAAUGGAACAAGUUUACAUUGUUCUACUUUGUUGAAUGGCACAAACUGCACAAGUGGACUUAAUUAUGAUUAUCAGGCGAUGUCUUUGGUCUCUGCGUUUGCUCCACUUAACUAUUUGGGAUGCAUCUCCGCUACAAUGAGUACGGCUCUGUCAGACUUCGUUUCCUGCCCGGCUCUGCUCGAAGCCAUCGCAGCUGACAAUAUCUAUCCUUACUGGAUGAUUGGUUUCUUUGGAAAAACAUGCGGGAAAUCAAAGCAGCCACUGCGCGCAAUCACCUUCACUUUCCUUUUGACUUUGGCUUUCGUACUUAUAGCCAAAUUAGAUACGAUAGCAUUGUUGAUCUCGGAUUUCUUCCUCGCCACAUUUGCCCUCAUGAAUUUUUCAACUUUUCACAUCAGCUUGGUCAAACCAAUCGGAUGGCGUCCAACUUUUAAGUACUACAACACCUGGCUGAGUCUUUUGACGGGCCUUCUGUCUAUCGCUUCCAUAAUCCUCAUGAGUCUCCCCAUUGCAGUGAUCACAAUCGCUAUCGUCCUAUUUUUCUAUCUGUUGGUACUUUACCGCAAACCAGAGGUUAAUUGGGGAUCAUCUACUCAAGCGCAGACAUAUAGGGCCGCGCUGUCAAGCAUUCAACAACUUGUUCAUAUUGAAGAACAUGUCAAGAACUACCGGCCACAAAUCUUAGUCCUAACAGGACUUCCCAAUACCCGCCCUGCUUUAGUCGAUUUCGCCUACCUAAUUUGUAAGAAUAAUUCGCUGAUGAUCUGCGGGAACAUCGUCCAAGAAAAGCUAACGUACAAUAUGCGUUCAAAGCUGCAACAAAAGGCUUAUAGGUACCUGCGGUUCACGAACAUCAAAGGAUUUUGUGUCGUCGCGGAUAAUUCGAAUCUACAUUCGGGUGUGACUGCAAUGCUCGGCCUCUCAGGAGUAGGCAAAGUCCAUCCCAACAUCCUCAUGAUGGGAUACAAAAAUGAUUGGGCAACCUGUGAAGGAAAUUCAUUAGAUCAAUACGUAUUGGCUAUCACGGCUGGUUUUGAAAUGAACGUGGCAGUCACUAUUCUUCGCAAUAAAGAAGGACUAGAUUGUACAGAAAUAUUGGCCGAUAUCGACGACUUUAUCCUGAAUAAAAAUGCUCCUGGAAAAACGUCAUCGUUCGACAGCACAGCCGACCAAUGCAAUAACUCAAUAUCUACUUCAAGUUCCAACUUAUCAGCUUUCCCAAUUUCGAAUCCAACAGGAUUUAGCCCCAUGAGCAGCGUGGAUUCUGUAGACGAAUCCCAGUCAACAGCCGACACCGAAGGAAGGCGUGCUGUGGUGCUCGGUGUCACGAAAAACAAGCAAAGCAAGAAAAAGAAGAAGCAGGCUAUCACAUUCAGGGACCCCGAAGGAAAUGAGCUGCCAAAAAGCGUAAUGAACAAGAUAAUCCUAUUCCAGAAAAAACAGAACAAAGACACUAUUGAUGUUUGGUGGCUAAGCGAUGAUGGAGGUUUGACAUUGUUAUUGCCAGUCCUUAUCAACAGUAGAUCAAAUUGGUCAGAAACUAAACUGCGCAUUUUCUGCACGGCUUCUGGUGUCGAAGAACUUGAAAAAGAACACAAGGGGAUGGCAGUUUUACUUUCAAAAUUCCGAAUAGAUUACUCUGAUCUUGUGAUCAUUAGUUAUACGAAUACUGCCCCCAAAAGCAAAACCAAGACGUGGUUUGAUGGAAUAAUUCGACCUUUUUUACAACCACGGACUAACGGACCUCACAUAAAGCAGGCGGAAUUCGAAGCUUACCAAUAUAAAACCGAUCGUUACCUGAGAUUACGAGAGUUACUCCUGGAUCACUCUUCGGAUUCCAACUUGGUUGUUAUGACCUUACCCAUUCCUCGAAAAGGAGCUUGCAGCGCACCAUUGUACAUGGCUUGGUUGGAAGCACUGACAGCAAAUAUGCCACCUUUCCUGCUAGUACGAGGAAAUCAAACGUCCGUUUUGACAUUUUACUCCUAAACGGGUUAACUGAAUAGUCAAUAAGGUUC